Messenger RNA from Chelmon rostratus (copperband butterflyfish), 1800 nucleotides. It is a transcript of the gene pex5la, whose product is annotated as peroxisomal biogenesis factor 5-like a. Gene Ontology annotation, cellular component: cytosol; peroxisomal membrane. Gene Ontology annotation, molecular function: protein binding. Bases 1 to 1800 code for a protein of 599 amino acids. Gene Ontology annotation, biological process: protein import into peroxisome matrix, docking. The record is from RefSeq and is a predicted model, not a curated record. The transcript is spliced from 15 exons. Lineage: Eukaryota; Metazoa; Chordata; Actinopteri; Chaetodontiformes; Chaetodontidae.
AUGGUCCUGAAGGAGAUACCAAGUAAGGCGUCAUCAGAAGGGAAGCCCCUCCUCACAGUGACUACCAAGCUGGUGAGUGAGCAACAAGAGAGCCGCCCGCUUCUGAGUCCUUCCAUCGACGAUUUCCUCUGCGAGACCAAGUGUGAUGGGCUUUCCCGCCCUGUGACUUCCAACACAGCUGUUCUGUCUUCAACACUGGACCUGCUGGAUCUCAGUGAACCUGGCGACAGGAGGAACAGCAAGGACAGGAAGAGUCCCCUGUCGUCCCGGGGCAACAGCCAGAAGAACAACCCUCACAGGAAGAAGACGGAUGAGACGGAGCUGAUCCAGGUGGAAGUUGAACAAACAGGACCAAGCAUGAGAACCCCAGAGAGGGCGUCACUAGACUCAGUCACCAUUGGUUCACCACUGGAUAAAUGGGAGGAGCUGAACCCCAACCCUGAGAGGAACGGCAACAGAAAAUGGAAGAUGGAGAGACGGCGUUCUUCUAAAAAUUCAUCCAAUGAGUUUCUGUGGUCCAUAGACUGUAAAACCCAAUUAGAGCCAUCAAAUAAGAACUCCUUGGAAGUAAAUACCAAAGUCGAGCCAGAGUCUGCCCUAGCAUCUCAACUCAACAGGCAGUAUAUUAGUGGAAGACAUGCUCGCCUAAGCAAGGAGCAGCGGUGGGGCAGCGCCCUCCUGUCCAGACACCAGUCCCUCGAGGAGGAGUUUGAGCGAGCCAAGGCUGCUGUUGAGUCAGAUACCGAGUUCUGGGAUAAGAUGCAGGCGGAGUGGGAAGAACUCGCUCGGCGGAACUGGCUGACGGAAAACGAGCAGGCGCAGAUUCCCUCCAGUGUCUCUCCACAUGAGAAGGGUUACUACUUCCACACAGAUAAUCCCUAUAAGGACUUGCCGAACGCAUUUGAAGAGGGACUAAAGAAAUCUCGAGAGGGAGACUUGCCAAAUGCUGUGCUUUUGCUGGAAGCAGCUGUCUUGCAGGACCCUCAUGAUUCAGAGGCCUGGCAAGUGUUGGGGACCACGCAGGCUGAAAAUGAGAAUGAGCAGGCUGCGAUUGUCUCCCUCCAGAGGUGUUUGGAGCUCCACCCAAACAACCUCCCAGCCCUCAUGGCUCUGGCAGUGAGCCUGACCAACACUGGUAUGCGCAAUGAUGCCUGCGAGGCCCUGCUCCGUUGGCUGCGACACAAUCCAAAGUACAAGCACCUGCUGAAGGGCAAGACACACCUGAUGGGAUCCCCAAACUCCCAACGCAGGAUGUCUCCCUGUCCAGUUAUUUUCUCCCUGCAACCUGAGGUCAAGGAGCUCUUCUUGGAAGCAGUUCAGCACAACUCUGACAGCAUCGACCCAGAUUUGCAGACGGGCCUCGGGGUGCUUUACAACCUCAGUGGAGAGUUCAACAAAGCUGUGGAGGCCUUCAAUACAGCCCUGUCAGUGCGGCCCGAGGACUACUUGUUGUGGAAUCGCCUGGGGGCCACGCUGGCAAACGGUGACCGAAGUGAGGAGGCGGUGGAGGCUUACACGCGAGCCCUAGAGCUGCAGCCGGGGUUUAUCCGAUCCCGCUACAACCUGGGCAUCAGCUGUAUCAACCUGGGGGCACACAGAGAGGCGGCCAGUAACUUCCUAACCGCCCUCAGCCUUCAGAGGAAAAGCAGGAGUCGCCAGCAGUCCCACCAGGUGAUGUCUGGAAACAUCUGGGCUGCUCUGAGGAUAGCUUUAUCCAUGAUGGACCAGCCCGAACUCUUCCAGGCUGCAAACAUUGGUGAUUUGGAUCUUCUCAUGCGGGCCUUCAACUUAGACAUUUGA